Molecule: messenger RNA, 600 nt
Organism: Camellia sinensis
Lineage: Eukaryota; Viridiplantae; Streptophyta; Magnoliopsida; Ericales; Theaceae
Molecular function (GO): nucleic acid binding; zinc ion binding
Source: RefSeq, a predicted model, not a curated record
AUGGCGGUUCCCCUAGCACCUAUCGUUACAGCAUCGGCUGUCGGCAAGGAAGUUGCACGCGAGGUUGUGAUCGCGGUACAGGAUGCUCUAGCUUGCAAUGAGGGGGACAACGGGCGUACCCUCAAGCUUACUAAGGGGUUUUUUCGCUCCAAUCCACCAGAGUUUUUGGGAGAGGCAAGACCGCUGGAGGCGGAGAGUUGGUUGGAACAGAUUACCAAGACUCUCGACAUACUCAGAGUCGAGGAUGAGGGGUUGAGGGUUUCUUUGGCAACCUUCCAAUUGAAGGGGGCUGCGAAUUAUUGGUGGAAGUAUGUGAAGGGUACCGUGGGUACCACUUGGGUGGCGUUUACCGAGGCCUUCUUGGCCAAGUAUUUUUCUCAUUCUGCUCGGGAAAGGUUGAGGGAACAGUUUGUCGAGUUAUGCCAGGGUGCUACUCCUUUGGCUCAGUUUGAGAGGAGGUUUACUAGUUUGUCGAGAUUCGUUCCAGAAUUGGUGUCAACAGAGGAACGUCGUUGUUAUGAGUUUGAGAGGUGGUUGCGUGAUGAUAUUCAGGAGAAGGUGGUUGAAUCAAAGUGGAAGAAUUAUUUUGAUCCAGUCUAG